Molecule: messenger RNA, 2478 nt
Organism: Fonsecaea nubica
Lineage: Eukaryota; Fungi; Ascomycota; Eurotiomycetes; Chaetothyriales; Herpotrichiellaceae
Exons: 1
Coding region: 1-2478 (825 amino acids)
Biological process (GO): tRNA splicing, via endonucleolytic cleavage and ligation
Cellular component (GO): nuclear inner membrane
Molecular function (GO): phosphoric diester hydrolase activity; ATP binding; GTP-dependent polyribonucleotide 5'-hydroxyl-kinase activity
Source: RefSeq, a predicted model, not a curated record
AUGGCGCAGGAUCCUCACCGAAUUAGCCAGCUAAUUCAGACCCUCGAAGCUGCCAAAUCAAAAGCAGGGCGAUCGAAAGGCAAAUCCGGAUUCUCUUGCAAGAAGGCGACGUUCGAAGUCGAAGGCUCCCACGGUAUCACCGUUGACUCCUGGCGUUUCAACGACUGGGACUACAAGCGGGAUGACCUUCCUACUUAUGCUCGUGGACUCUUUACUACUAGGAGAUCAGACGGCACUCCAGAAAUCGCGGUCAGAGGAUAUGACAAAUUCUUCAACGUUGAUGAAGUCCCCGAGACAAAGUGGCCCAAUAUUGAAAGGGAUACCACUGGGCCGUACGAACUGAGUGUCAAGGAGAACGGUUGCAUCAUUUUCAUGUCCGGGCUCGAGGACGGUACUUUACUAGUUUGCAGCAAGCACUCUACGGGUGCACGCUCUGAUGUCGACCAGAGUCAUGCUACUGUGGGAGAGAAGUGGAUUCAGAGACAUGUCGAAAGCGUGGGCAAGAACACGCGGCAGUUGGCGAAAGCGCUGAGAGACUUGAAUGCCACGGCAGUCGGCGAGCUAUGUGACGAUUCGUUCGAAGAACACGUUCUGGAAUAUCCUCCGGAAGCGGCUGGGCUAUACCUCCAUGGCAUCAACAUCAACCUUCCUGAAUUUGUCACUUUGUCCGGGCCGGAGGUUCACGAGUUCGCCGAUACAUGGGGUUUCAGAAAGGCACAGUAUGUGAUGAUGCAAUCGCUCGAAGAGGUGAAAGAAUUUCUCAGCAAAUGCGCCGAGACUGGCUCCUGGGAAGGACGAGACACUGAAGGAUUCGUGGUCAGAUGCAAGAAGAGAAGUCCGGAUCGGUCAAUGGCACCAGACUGGUUCUUCAAGUACAAAUUCGAGGAACCCUACUUGAUGUACCGGCAAUGGCGUGAAUGUACGAAAGCCAUGAUUUCCGGGAAACCACCCAAGUACAAGAAGCACCAGAAGAUUACCGAGGAGUACUUGAAAUACGCACGCCGGCAACUAGCCAGAGAUCCGUCGUUGGCCAAAGAGUACAACAAGAACCACGGAAUCAUCAAGAUGCGUGAUGGUUUUCUUGCGGAGAUUGGCCAGAAGGGGUCCGACAUCAUCGCAAAAGAACGUGAAAAUGGAGAUGGCGCCGGGCAUCAGUCUCUCAGUGACAUCGUCCUUGUUCCCAUCGCCUCGAUCGGAUGCGGCAAGACUACUGUGGCGACUGCGCUGGUGAAGCUUUUUGACUUUGGACUUGUCCAGAACGACAAUAUCCAGGGACAAAGAGGUCGACCAGCCCGAUUUGCCGCUGCUGUGGUCAAUGCCAUGGCAGCCCAUAAAGUGGUGGUCGCUGACCGUAACAAUCAUCAACGCCGGGAGAGACAGCAAAUUAUGGAAGACGUCAGCAAAGUGGUUCCGCAGGCAAGAUUUGUGGCUUUGCACUACGUUCAUGAGCCGAAGGAUCGGAUGCUCGACGAGAUUCGCAGAGUGACCCGCCAGCGCGUGCUUGACCGUGGAGACAAUCAUCAAACUAUUCGGGCAGGAAGCAAGAGUCCGCAGGAGAUCAUUGGCAUCAUGGAAGGGUUCUUGGACCGCUUUCAGGGCUGCGACAGGAGCACGCCGCCAGAUGCUGACUUCGACGAAGUCAUCGAUCUGGAUGUCUGUGCGUCGUCUCUCGAAAACUUGGAGACAGUCAUCACCCACCUUUACAAUGCCUACCCCGGACUUCUGCCGGAAGACAUGCCGAGUGAUGAGGACAUGCAAUCAGCGAUUGACUAUGCGAUGGGUAGUGAAGUCACGAUCAAACACGACCUCUCGUUCGGAAAGCCCGCGGGUGGAGAGAAAGCUCACAAGCAGAAGACGACCGGCGCACAUCAGCUCGAGGAAAAGCCGCUGACAUUAGACCAAUUGAUGGGCAAGCUUGAAUAUUUCAGCAUAUCAGUGCCUGCGAGGAAUAUUGAAUCCAUUCUUGGCUCAAUAUUCGACCAGGCUUCAGCCGAUGAAGCGCGGAUGUACCGUAUGUUGAAACAGUCGCGGCGCCUCCAAAAUGAAUUUCAUGUGACGUUGAUCCAUCGGGCAUCUGCAACCAAAGAUCCCAAACUGUGGGAAAUGUAUACAGAAGAAUAUCGCAAAGCCAUGGUAGGCAAAGAUCUCAAGAACAAGAAUGAGUUGGCACCAGGUCUUGGGCAAGCACGAGUCAAGCUAGAGAGAGUGGUCUGGGACGACCGAAUCAUGGCCUUUGUUGUGCGCAUUUAUCCCGGUGCUGAAGGACCUUCAUGGCGGAGUGCCAAUGCAAUCCCACAUAUCACGGUAGGAACAGCUGGCCCGGAUAUCAAGCCAAAGGAGAGCAACGAUCUGCUGGCUCAAUGGGAGUCUGGUGAGACGAAUGGAAGAUUGAUCCAUGACAAAGAAGUACCAGGCGGAGUUAUCUUGGACGGGAGUGUCAAGGCUGUGUUUCAACGCAACUUUCCGCAUGGGCGGUAG